Arabidopsis arenosa is the source of this 910-nucleotide messenger RNA. The record is from the annotation of a GenBank genome assembly. NCBI's taxonomy places the organism in Eukaryota, Viridiplantae, Streptophyta, Magnoliopsida, Brassicales, Brassicaceae.
AAUUCAGUUUGCCUUGGAACUCUCUAUGCGGAAGAACCCUAAUUGAUUCGCCAUGGGAGAUUCCGUUUCUUCUUCAACCCGCGUUUCUGUUCAUCAAUCUCUUGGUGCUGGUUCUGUUGCUGAUUUGUUGCUAUGGAGAAACCGGACCGGUGCAGCCAUUUUGCUAGUCUCUUCUACUGGAUUUUGGUUCUUAUUCGAAAGAGCUGGAUACAAUCUCUUGUCUUUCGUCUCCAAUGUUCUGCUUCUUCUCGUUGCCAUCCUCUUCUUAUGGGCCAAGUCUGCUACAGUACUCAACCGACCGCUACCUCCAGUUCCGAAUAUGGAAAUCCCUGAGGAGUUUGCGAUUAAGGCUGCUGAUGAUCUUCGGGUUUGGAUCAAUCAUGUACUGUCAAUUGCAAGUGAUAUCACCAUAGCUAGAAAUCCGAUUCGUCUCCUUCAGGUUUCUCUUGUCUUGUGGGCUAUAUCCUAUGUUGGGACUUUAAUCAACUCCCUCACUCUUGUUUACAUUGGAAUUCUUCUCAGUCUUUCUUUUCCUAUCGUGUAUGAGAAAUACCAAGACCACAUUGAUGAGAAAGUGAACUCGACUUCUAAAUUCGUUCGAAGUGAAAUAACAGUCCAUUUGUUCACCAGACUAAUUACAGCUACAAGAAGGAGCCAUUACUGUAACGCUACAAGAGGAUGGAUAGUCAAGAGCAGCGGAAAAAAGUGAAUCACAGUACAGAUUUUCGUUCAUUUCUUUCUGUUUCGCUUACUAGGUUUAUCAGAGUUUUCUUCUUAUGUGUUUUUGCUGUGUUCAAGAUUCAUGAGUUUCUGUUUUUUUUUGCUCUUUUAGUUUACACGAAUGCUUUGUGGCAUUAUUGUUGCUAUAGAAACGAGAGAUAGAUGAAUCUAAUACAAUUUGAGGGGUUAU